AUGAGUCUCGGCAGAGGCUCGGACGAGCCUCGGCCGAAAAAAGCCCGUCAAAGUCGAAAAAACAUCAAGUCAAUGUUGAUAGUUUUUUUCAAUUAUGAGAGCGUUGUACAGCAUGAAUAUGCUCCUACAGGCCAGAUAAUCAACAAAGAGUACUACGUUGAAGUUCUGAAAAGAUUGCGUGGUGCAAUCAGGAGAAAACAAUCGCAACUUUGGAAAACUGGCGACUGGCUUCUUCAUCACGACUAUGCUCAAGCGCACGCAUCAAAUCUUGUGCAGCAGUAUUUAUUGAAAAACAGUGUUGCGCUGCUCCACCAGCCUCAAUACAGUGCAGAUAUAGUUCCCUGUGACUUUUGGCUUUUUCUUCGAUUAAAAAUGCUGCUUAAGGAAGAUCAAUUCGACGAUAAAGAGAGUCUUGAAACUAAUACGACGGAUGCACUAAACGCGAUUCCGAAGUCUGACUUUCAAGAGUGCUUUGAUAAGUGGAAACAUCGAUAUAAGCGUCUUGUUCACUCAAAUGGGGACUACUUUGAAGGAUGCCACCCCUCGGAUGACGAAGAAUAA
Molecule: messenger RNA, 561 nt
Organism: Belonocnema kinseyi
Lineage: Eukaryota; Metazoa; Arthropoda; Insecta; Hymenoptera; Cynipidae
Exons: 1
Coding region: 1-561 (186 amino acids)
Molecular function (GO): nucleic acid binding
Source: RefSeq, a predicted model, not a curated record